Messenger RNA from Rhinopithecus roxellana (golden snub-nosed monkey), 3203 nucleotides. RefSeq names its product SS18L1 subunit of BAF chromatin remodeling complex (gene SS18L1). Gene Ontology annotation, molecular function: transcription coactivator activity. The transcript is spliced from 9 exons. Gene Ontology annotation, biological process: positive regulation of transcription by RNA polymerase II; positive regulation of dendrite morphogenesis. Gene Ontology annotation, cellular component: nucleus. The record is from RefSeq and is a predicted model, not a curated record. Lineage: Eukaryota; Metazoa; Chordata; Mammalia; Primates; Cercopithecidae. Bases 1062 to 2165 code for a protein of 367 amino acids.
ACCACCACCUGAUCCAGUGCAUCCUGGAGUACCAGAGCAAGGGCAAGACAGCCGAGUGCACGCAGUACCAGCAAAUCCUGCACCGGAACCUGGUAUACCUGGCCACGAUCGCAGACUCCAACCAGAACAUGCAGUCCCUGCUUCCCGCCGUGAGUACCCGCUGAGGGUGGCCCCUUUCCCCAGCAAGGGCUCCGACACUGCUCCCCGUGAGUACCCGCUGAGGGUGGCCCCUUCCCCAGCAAGGGCUCCGACACUGCUCCCCGUGAGUACCCGCUGAGGGUGGUCCCCUUACCCAGCAAGGACUCCGACACUGCCUAAAAUCGGGAGUUGUGGGCAUGUCACCUCAGGUAACAAAGAUGACUCAGAGAAACCAAAAAUACCACUAGAGUCACCAGAAAUGGGAGUGUGGGCGGUGCUGACCAACCCUUCCUGACAGACUUAGGGUAACGACAGCAUCUGAGGUGGCCGGGUUGGAACUGUGGUUCAGCCUCUUGAUGUAUUGAAGGGAGGGAAGCCCCGGAAGAACCACUGUAGGAACAGCCGCGGCUCUCGGGUCGGGGGUGGGGAGAGAUGGGGUGGGGGCCCUGCAUCUCCCUGGAACCUCUCCGGGUGCUUUGAGCAGUUGUGAACCAUGCACAUGCGCUGCUGUGGGUGAAAACAGAACUUAAAAGAAAACAUGCCCAGCACAGUAACUUCUCCCAAUGAUAGUUCAAAUAUUUUAUUUUGUUUGAUUUUUUAAAAUGCAUUUUUCCAAAAUUAAAUUGUCGCCGGGAGCGCCGUGUCUGCUAGUGACCCUUAGUCCUCGGCAAGUGAUGACGUAAAUGCCAGGAUGCGUUUCGUGAGUAAAAACGUUAAACCCACCUCCAUUGACCUGUCACAUUGCAGUUCUUCACCGUGCAGACACCCGCAGGUCCUGGUGGAAAUUUCCUUUUUUUGGCCAGCUGUAGACAGCGUGUGUGCGCACACCUCCAGAGCUGCUGUUCGACCUUGAUCUGGGAGAGUGCUGAGGGUCACUUCACACUCCCUUCUGUGUGGUGUGAUCCCAGCCGCCCACGCAGAACAUGAACCUGGGCCCUGGAGCCCUGACUCAGAGUGGCUCCAGCCAGGGCCUGCACUCCCAGGGCAGCCUGAGUGACGCCAUCAGCACAGGCCUGCCACCCUCCUCCCUCCUGCAGGGCCAGAUUGGCAACGGGCCGAGCCAUGUGUCCAUGCAGCAGACAGCACCUAACACGCUGCCCACCACCUCCAUGAGCAUCUCGGGGCCCGGCUACAGCCACGCGGGGCCCGCCUCACAGGGCGUCCCCAUGCAGGGGCAAGGCACCAUCGGCAACUACGUGUCUCGGACCAACAUCAACAUGCAGUCCAACCCAGUCUCCAUGAUGCAGCAGCAGGCGGCCACGUCGCACUACAGCUCGGCUCAGGGCGGCAGCCAGCACUACCAGGGCCAGUCGUCCAUCGCCAUGAUGGGGCAGGGCAGCCAGGGGAGCAGCAUGAUGGGGCAGCGGCCUAUGGCGCCCUACCGGCCCUCCCAGCAAGGAUCUUCCCAGCAGUACCUGGGCCAGGAGGAGUACUAUGGCGAGCAGUACAGCCACAGCCAGGGCGCCGGAGAGCCCAUGGGCCAGCAGUACUACCCCGACGGCCACGGCGAUUAUGCCUACCAGCAGUCAUCCUACACAGAGCAGAGCUACGACCGGUCAUUCGAGGAGUCCGCACAGCACUACUACGAGGGGGGAAACUCCCAGUACAGCCAGCAGCAGGCUGGGUACCAGCAGGGUGCCGCGCAGCAGCAGACCUACUCCCAGCAACAGUACCCCAGCCAGCAGAGCUACCCCGGGCAGCAGCAGGGCUACGGGCCAGUAUGGAAAUUACCAGCAGUAAGGGAUACACGUUCUGGCUGGAGCCCUUGUGGUGGCGUGUUCAUCCAGGGGCCGGAGGGGCUGGCGGCAGCUCUGCUGAAUUGUGACAUGUUGGUUACCCUUUCGCCCAGUGCCACGUCUGCAUGUGAAGCGUGCUCAUUUCAUGCUGGGUAUGACGCCGAGCGCGCACCCCUGGCGCAAGACAGCGCUUGGUGGUGUGAUACUUUUGGUGCUGUGUAUAGUAUUGUAUGUCGGUACAUGGAGAGGUAUCCUUUUUUUGUCCCUCUGCCCCCUUCUCAAUGUUUCUAGCUAGCUUUGGGGGUCAUUUUGUCAUCAGAGCAUUCUGUACCCAGGGACGGGACAGAUCUUGAGGACACCACAGUCCACCUGUUCCCGUCAACAGACCUUAGGUCUCAUUUCCCUCCUCAUACAGUGUUGUCGUGUGGGUUGUCAACUUUAACUGGCUACACCACAGCUGGACACACAUACAGCCCCUGGAGGGCAGCCUCUUCCUGUGCCUCGAUGGGGUGGGUGGGAGGGCAUCUUCUGUGUGUUGGGUCAGUUUCUGUCACAUAACGAAAAAGAUAAGCAUCUCCCACGGGGUAGGCCACAGAUGGCCACAUCUCCCACGGGAGAGGCCACAGAUGGCCACAUCUCCCACGGGAGAGGCCACAGAUGGCCACAUCUCCCACGGGAGCGGUCACAGAUGGCCACUUCUUCCACGGGAGAGGUCACAGAUGGCCACGUCUUCCACGGGAGAGGCCACAGAUGGCCACGUCUUCCACGGGAGAGGCCACAGAUGGCCACGUCUUCCACGGGAGAGGCCAUAGAUGGCCACGUCUUCCACGGGAGAGGCCACAGAUGGCCACUUCCAGAGCUUGCUCAUUGCCUGUCUCUCGCCAAUUCUGUUUAUCCAAAAAGGUACAUAUUUUUGAAUUAAAAAGUAAACAGGGAUCAAUGACUGUAUUCCAAACAAAUAUGGAUCCCUAAGGGCCGUGGACAAAUUGCCUAACCCCGGGCCAGCGGUAUUGCUGAAGGAAAGAGAGGCAGCUCUCUGGGAAGUGGGCCCUCAGAGAUUACUCUGGCUUUGACCCUUGUUCAGCUGAUGGUCAUUUCUGGGAUUGGAAUAGUUAAUAUGCCCAAUUCUAAGUUGAUAGGUAAUAUAAAAUAUUCAAAUCAAAUUUUCCAAACAGUUGGCAAGUUGUUUAUUUUAUAUUAUUUCUUCCAGGACCUACUUGCUCAGAUCUCCAAGCAAGCAUUUCUUUUCUUUUAGGGAUGUCUGAAAGUCACAUCCACUAACAUUAGUGUGUUCUUUCUAAUGAAAAGUAAAGGUUUUAUAUAGAGAAA